GCGACAUCACCCACACGCGCGUGACUGAGACUGCAUCCUCCCAUGAGGGUAAACGUGGAAGGUAAAGAGACCUUCCGCUGCGUAAAGCUGGAUCGACCCGGAAACAAAAUCUUUUAAAAAACAAUUGACACUCUGGAGGGGCGGGGGAAUUGAUAAGUUGGGACGCCGGACAGCUUCUCAGGUUGCUAAGCGACGAGGCGGGAGCGCACGCACACGCUGGCUGCUUUAUAGCACCUGAGGGAACUGUGGGGGCGGCGUCCUGGAGACCCAAGAGACCAAGCGAGCGUGUCGCUCUCUCUCGGGUCCAAGGACCUAGCCCAGGAACCUUCUGCCCGGGAUAGUGUCUGGUGAUGAGGCGAGAGUUUUGCCGGGACGCCUACUACGAAGCGGCCGGGAGUCGCGCUUCUUUCCCACUCCCGAGAAAGGACAGAGAUUCCUUCUGCCAUCAGAUGUCUUUCUGCUUGACUGAACUGCACCUGUGGUCUUUGAAGAAUACCUUACACAUUGCGGAUAGAGACAUUGGGAUCUACCAGUAUUAUGACAAGAAAGAUCCACCAGCGACAGAGCAUGGUGACUUAGAAGAGAAGCAGAAGCUGGCAGAGUCACGAGAUUAUCCUUGGACGCUCAAAAACAGACGCCCAGAAAAACUCCGAGACUCGCUCAAAGAGUUGGAGGAGCUGAUGCAAAACAGUCGGUGUGUGCUGAGCAAAUGGAAGAACAAAUAUGUCUGUCAGCUCCUCUUUGGUUCAGGUGUGCUGGUGUCUCUAAGCCUUUCUGGGCCACAGCUGGAGAAAGUGAUGAUUGACAGAAGCCUGGUGGGGAAGCUCAUCUCAGACACCAUCAGUGAUGCUCUUCUCACAGACAGUUUUAUCAUCUUAUCAUUUUUGGCACAAAACAAACUAUGUUUUAUUCAGUUUACCAAGAAGAUGGAUUCUUCUGAUGUAAACAAAAGACUGGAAAAACUCUCAGCCUUGGAUUAUAAGAUUUUCUAUUAUGAAAUACCUGGCCCAAUAAACAAGACAACAGAGCGACAUCUAGCUAUCAACUGUGUUCAUGAUAGAGUUGUUUGCUGGUGGCCACUGGUCAACGAUGAUGCUUGGCCUUGGGCCCCCAUUUCUUCUGAGAAGGACAGAGCCAAUCUACUCCUCCUGGGUUAUGCUCAAGGAAGACUAGAGGUUCUGAGUUCUGUCCGCACAGAAUGGGACCCACUGGAUGUUCGCUUUGGCACCAAACAGCCUUAUCAGGUGUUCACAGUGGAGCACUCCAUAAGUGUAGACAAAGAGCCCAUGGCUGACAGCUGCAUCUAUGAAUGCAUUCGGAAUAAAAUCCAGUGUGUGUCAGUCACCAGAAUACCACUAAAGUCAAAGGCCAUCAGCUGCUGCAGGAAUGUUACUGAAGACAAACUGAUUCUGGGCUGUGAAGAUUCUUCGCUAAUUCUUUAUGAAACUCACCGUAGAGUGACUCUCUUAACACAGACUGAACUUUUGCCUUCGUUAAUAAGCUGCCACCCAAGUGGUGCCAUUCUGCUAGUUGGCAGCAACCAAGGGGAGUUGCAAAUUUUUGAUAUGGCUCUAUCCCCUAUUAACAUCCAACUAUUGGCUGAAGAUCGCUUACCCAGGGAGACUCUGCAAUUCAAUAAAUUAUUUGAUGCCUCCAGCAGUCUUGUUCAAAUACAAUGGAUAGCUCCUCAGGUUGUUUCUCAGAAGGGUGAAGGUAGUGAUAUCUAUGAUCUCCUCUUCCUCAGGUUUGAAAGAGGACCUUUGGGUGUGCUGUUGUUUAAACUAGGUGUCUUCACUCGAGGACAGCUGGGCCUGAUAGACAUCAUCUUCCAAUACAUUCACUGUGAUGAGAUCUAUGAGGCAAUAAACAUCCUGAGCAGCAUGAACUGGGACACUUUGGGCCACCAGUGCUUUAUCAGCAUGAGCGCCAUUGUAAACCAUCUUCUUAGACAGAAGCUCACUCCAGAGAGAGAAGCACAGCUUGAGACAAGCCUUGGAACCUUCUAUGCUCCAACAAGACCACUUCUGGAUUCCACUAUAUUGGAAUAUAGAGACCAGAUCAGCAAAUAUGCAAGGAGAUUCUUCCAUCACUUGCUCAGGUACCAGAGGUUUGAAAAGGCAUUUCUCCUAGCUGUUGACAUUGGUGCUCGUGACCUCUUUAUGGAUAUUCAUUACCUUGCACUAGAUAAAGGUGAAUUGGCACUAGCUGAAGUGGCAAGAAAAAGAGCUAGUGACAUUGAUGCAGAAUCAAUAACCUCUGGGGUUGAACUCCUGGGGCCCUUGGACAGAGGGGAUAUGCUAAAUGAAGCUUUUAUUGGCCUGUCUUUAGCACCUCAACAGGAAGACUCAUUUCCAGAUAACCUCCCUCCCUCUUGCCCAACCCACAGACAUAUUGUACAACAAAGAAUACUGAAUGGCUCUUCUAACAGACAAAUAAUUGACAGAAAGAAUGAACCUGAAAAAGACAUCUGUUCUGGAUUUUUGAUGACUAAUACCUGUAAUGCAGAAGACGGAGAACUGAGAGAAGACGGCAGAGAACAGGAUAUCAGAGAUGGUAGUUCUCUCAAAAUGAUUCACUUUGGUCUGGUGUAAAUAUUAAGAAAAAAAGAAAACUGCCUGCUUCGUAUCUAAACUUUUUCAUGGCCUGAUACAGACUUAAAAUCCCCUGUGUGGAUUUUUAACAAAAGACAGUAUGAAUCACAUAAAUUACUUAAGAGUUUUGAGUUGAGUGUUUUCAAAAUAAAGUUUUAUUAUUUCAAAAACAUGCAGCAUAACAGCAAAGUGAUCCUAAGUAAAAGUCUUUAACCUACUUAUUUUCAAUAAUGUAAAAUUUUGAAAGUGUCUCAAAUUGUAUGUUAAUUAGGUGCUACAAAAAUAGAAUAUUUAAACUUUGUUCUCCCAGGUACUUUAAAAAAGGGGCAGUAGGGGGCAGGCAUAGUGCUCAUGCCUGUAGUCCCAGUGGUUUAGGAGGCCAAGGCUGAAGGAUCUCUUGAGCCCAGGAGUUCAAGACUAGCCUGUGCAACAUAGUGAAACGCUGUCUCUAGAAAAAAUUUUAAAAAUUAGCCAGGCAUGGUGGUACAUGCUUGUGAAGCUGAGGCAGAAGAACUGCUUGAGCCCAGGAGUUCAAGGCUACAGUGAGCUGUGAUCGCGCCACUGCACUCUAACCUGGGCAACAGAGAGUGACCCUGUCUCCAAAAGAAAAAAAAGAAAGUCCUCUUCUGCUCUUGUUUACAUUAUUAAUUUACAUUACAAAUACAGUAUUUAUUAUGCAAAUUUUCAGCCCAGACCCACUGUUAGAAGACAAUUCUCCAUGGUUCUCUCAAAUUACUGCUAUGAGUAAUUUGCCCUGACUGCCCCUUAGAACACAGAUACUGUUUUCCCUCUGGAGAAAGGCGCAGGCAUGCUUAUCAACUUUUCUUUGAGAUUUGAGUUCUUUAAGCUCAGAAUGCCUCUCCUUUACACUGCCCAUUGAGUGUGCAGGUGUCAUCUCUUGACAUUGUUCUAUAGGAAUAGGGCUCAGAGAAUCCAUGAAGAAAAGAAAAAAAUGCCGAUACCCUGGUUACUAUCAUUUGUCUCUGACUCAGGAGUCUCAUGUCUUCUAACAGCACUCAUGAAACUAUAGUGUGGUAACUUGUUAGCUAGUAAGUAGGGUAAAAUCUCAUACCCUUCACAGUUAUUGACACCCAUUCUUUAGCAGAUAACUGGUAUUUCACAAUUAUAGACAUCUAUAGGCCAGGCACGGUGGCUCAUGCCUGUAAUCCCAGCACUUUGGGAGGCCGAGGCGGGCGAAUCACGAGGUCAGGAGAUGGAAACCAUCCUAGACAACAUGGUGAAACCCCGUCUCUACUAAAAAUAAAAAAAAAAUAAAAAAAAAAUUAGCCAGGCGUGAUAGCGUACACCUGUAGUCCCAGCGACUUGGGAGGCUGAAGCAGGAGAAUGGCGUGAACCCGGGGGGCGGAGGUUGCAGUGAGCUGAGAUCAUGCCAUUACACUCCAGCCUGGGUGACAAAGUAAGACUCCGUCUCAAAAAAAAAAAAAAAAAAAAAUUAUAGACAUCUAUGAUAAUCAACAUUGUUUAAUAUUAGACAAUAAUUACAUUAUAUAAAUCUUAGAUUUCAAAGUUAAUCAGACUGAAGGCUUUUAUACUUCAAAUUUUUCUUUCUACUUCCCAUUUAUCUGUACCUCUACCAGAGGGUAUGACAAAAGAAGGUGAAACUCAAAUUAGAUUUUUCAUUUUGUUAUUGCUCUGAAAAAAUUUUAAUAAUGCAUAACAUGUAAGCCAAACUGAGUUACCAGCAAAUUUUCAUUCUCCUAUUCCCAACCUUCUUUAUCACACAGAUAAUCAAAAGUUAACUACUUUUUAGAGAAAAAAUUUUAUUCAAAAAAAUAGGGUUUUGUCAAGAUUGCAAAAUUUUCUCCAGAUUUUCUGGGUAAAUAGUCAUUAACCCAAAAUACCUUUCCUGUGAGAUAUUAAAUAUAAAAUAUGGAUAUUGAUACAUCUAUGUUGUUCUACAUAAUAAUAAUAAUAAUGAAAAUGUUUGCCAGUUAUGUAGGUGAAAAUUAAACAAAUCAUAGUUCUUAAAGUACCCAUUUUCCCCACUUCACAUACGUCUAGAAAAAUUAAAUGUACAGAAAACCAAGUUUAGAUAGUAAGAAUAUAUUAUGAAUGAUCUUUGAUAAUGUCCAUGAUUUAUAAAUGCUGUUAUUUCCCAGAUGUUGUAAAUCUGAGAAUAUUAAUUAAAUUGAUAUUCCUGCUUUGCUAGAACCUGAAAGGAUUAUGAAGGGGCUACCAUAGCUCUAAAGUAAGAAGAGUGGUAUAGGCAGGAACAGCUAGGUAGUAUCUGUCCUAGCACUGACAGGUUCACAGGUUGGCCUUCAGGAAUAGACCCAUGAGCUUUUUCAACUAUUUUCCAGAUUUCUCAGAUCUGAAGUAAUUUCCACAGUAAUUUAUAUUAGCUGUCACAUUGUGUCUUAUUGCUAGAAUAAACUUUGGAAUG
Symphalangus syndactylus (siamang) is the source of this 4995-nucleotide messenger RNA. RefSeq names its product WD repeat containing planar cell polarity effector (gene WDPCP). Gene Ontology annotation, cellular component: axonemal basal plate. Gene Ontology annotation, biological process: establishment of protein localization; nervous system development; cilium organization. The record is from RefSeq and is a predicted model, not a curated record. Gene Ontology annotation, molecular function: protein binding. NCBI's taxonomy places the organism in Eukaryota, Metazoa, Chordata, Mammalia, Primates, Hylobatidae.